AUGAAUUUAUUAGAUAUAUUAGAUUAAUCAAAACGAUAAUUAGGUGAUAAACUAUAUGAAUUUAAGUUAAUACAUAGUUUAACAUCCAAAUUUAUAACAGAAAAAUUAACUUUAAGGAAUUUAAUGUUUUCAUGUUAAAAAUUUGGAGGAUUAAUCGCUUCUUUGAAAUAAAGAAACGAAAUAAUAGUCUCAAAUGCAAGCCCUGAUAUAUUAAAAUGUGUAUGCUUUUUUAAUAAUGAUGGUACUAUAUACCAUAGUAUUCCUUUCGAAUAAAAAUCUUAGAUACUUGCUUUUGAAUUUUUAGAUAAUGAUUAUUUAAUAUUAAUAUAAUAAGAUGCUAAUUAUUAUAUAUUUGACCCUUAUAAAUACUCUACGUAAUAAUAUUAGUAAAAAAGCCUAGCGGAGAUUUUCAAAAUAUAAGAAUCUUUAAUAAAUGCAAAAGUAUAUAAGAACGGUUUUAUUUUUUGUACUUAAAAAAAAAAUGAGAUUCGUUUUUAUUCAAUACAAGAUGCUUUUUUCCCUGAAAAAAUAACGUUUUUUGUCGAUUCUUUUUUAAAGGAAAUACCAAGAGAUUGGCAGAUUUUACCAUAAAAACUCGAGGUAUAAAUUACACAUUAAGAUAAUGGAAUUAUUCUACUUUCCGAAAAUAAUAGAAGUUUAUUUUACUCGUAGGAAUCUUUACCAUCUAUUAGAAAUAUCAUCUAAAUAAGCAUUUCUUUAAAGGGAAAUCUCGCAGCUUAUUUAUAAUAAAAUACUGAAAAUUCACUUACUGUAAAUAUACUAUCUAAUGAUUACAAAUAGACAGUUUAUUUCAAAAAUUAAAUUAAUAUAUCGAAUAUAUAAGCAUAAAAUACUAACAAAUAAUUAUAAAUCUAAAUGUAAUGGUGUGGAGAAGACUGUCUUAUCCUUAAGAUAUUCGAUUUUCUGAUCAUGGUAGGCCCAAGAGACACUGAAACAAUAAAAAUGCCUGAAGACUUUAUUUUUUUCCCAGAAAUAGAUGCAAUAAAAAUAAUAACAAAAAAUGAACUUUAACUCUUAAGAAAGGUACCAGAUUCUUACUUGAAUAUUUUCAAAAAUUUUUCGAAUAAACCAGGUUGCUAAUUAUUAGAAAAUUAUAAAAAAAUCCAAUAAAACAUUUCUUAUGAAGACUAAGAUUUACGUUAAAAUAAACAAAAUCUACAGGAAGCUAUUUAUGAUUGUAUAUAAGCUUCAACAUACGUAACAGAAUUCGAAAUUUAAAAUGAAUUAUUGAAUGCGGCUAGUUACGGGAGAACUUUUUUAAUUGAAAAUGAACAAAAUAGUAGUUUUUUUUAAGAAACGUGUAAAAUAAUACGAGUUUUAUUUAAUUUUGAUUAAAAAGAACCUAGAAGAAUACUUACAUGUGAAUAAAUGAAGUUUUUAAUAUAAAAUUUUAGUGAUUUGUUGAUUCCUAAGCUUUUAAAAUAUAAACUACAUAAUUUAGCAGUUUAGAUUUGUAGAAAUUUUAAUAAAGAUGAAGUUUUUUUAAUAUAUGAAGAUUGGGCAAUUACCAUAAUUGAGAAAAAUGAAGACGAAGAUAAAAUAAUGGAAAAAAUUAUAAGUUUUUUUCAAAAAAAACAGUCAGAAAUUUCCUUUAUUUUAAUCGCAAAAAAAGCCUUUUAAAAAAAUUUAAAAAAUCUCGCAAUUUAAUUGAUUUCCUUUGAAAAUUUAAUCUAAAAAAGAAUUCCUUUUCUAUUAUGGAUGGCUAAUGAAGAAACAGACGAACUUAAAUCAUUCUUUUAUUUCGAAAAAGCAUUAAAUGAUACUUUUUAAUAGAAAGAUUUUGACCUUUUGUAUGAAAUUUUCUUUUUUUUAGACAAUACAUUGGCACUCUCAGCUGAUUUAAAGCUUAAGUUAUUAUAAUAGAGACCUGAAUAUGUAUAUAUGUACACUAAUAUGCUCAAAGUUAAAACUUUAAAUCAAAACAAGUAAUUAAUCGAACAAAACAAGAAGAACUUGAGUACUUUUUUAGAAAAAACUAGACAGUUUGGGGAGAGAGGAGCCUUUUAUUUACAAGAGUAAUUUUCUUAUGACUUAAAUACGGAAAGUCUUAUAAAAAUACUGCUAGAUAAAUACGAUUUUCUGAAAAUAUCGGAAGAAUCAUUUAAAUAAUUUUAAGAAGAUCAAUUUUAUAAUAAUGCAAUUUGCGAGGAAUUCGCGAAAAUUUCAUUUUUACUUUAAAACGAGAAACCUGAAGAAAAAAAGGACUUAAAAAGUAUAGAAAAAGAAAAAAACGACAAAUUUUAAUUAGACAAUUAGUCAUUAAAUUCCCAUUUAAUAAAAAAUAUACUAUAAAAUGGUAAUAAUAAUGAUUUUAAAUAAAUAUAAAAAUAAUUCAGUAAUGUAGGUGAAAAGAGGCUCUUUUUAUUAAAAUUAAGAAGUCUUUUUGAUAAUAAAAAUACAGCAGAAAUAGAAUAUUAUAUAAAAGAAAUAAAUAAGAAAAAAACAGUAAUUCCAUAUGAAUUUGUGGCUUAAGAACUAAUCAAAAUAAAUGAAAAAGGUAGCGCGAUUAGAAUUAUUUUAGAAAUGUAAGAUUUGGAAGAAUAAAUAUUAUUAUUAAUAAAAAUUGGAGAAAGUAAAUAAGCGAUUAAAAGUGCGGUAUAAAGUAAGAAAAAUUAAAGCUAUUUUAUAGAUUUAAUUAAAUAGUAAAUAUAUGAUAAGGAUUUAAUUAAUUAUAUGGAAAAUUAAAUAAUAUAAUAAUAAUAAUAAUAAAAUAAUAAAAAAUGA
This is a messenger RNA of Ichthyophthirius multifiliis, 2745 nucleotides long. RefSeq lists its product as hypothetical. Lineage: Eukaryota; Ciliophora; Oligohymenophorea; Hymenostomatida. Gene Ontology annotation, biological process: vacuole fusion, non-autophagic; intracellular protein transport; endosomal transport. The record is from RefSeq and is a predicted model, not a curated record. The transcript is spliced from 2 exons. Gene Ontology annotation, molecular function: actin binding. Gene Ontology annotation, cellular component: HOPS complex; endosome; cytoplasm.